Molecule: messenger RNA, 3175 nt
Organism: Myripristis murdjan (pinecone soldierfish)
Lineage: Eukaryota; Metazoa; Chordata; Actinopteri; Holocentriformes; Holocentridae
Gene: inpp4aa
Product: inositol polyphosphate-4-phosphatase type I Aa
Exons: 24
Coding region: 278-3175 (965 amino acids)
Cellular component (GO): cytoplasm
Molecular function (GO): phosphatidylinositol-3,4-bisphosphate 4-phosphatase activity
Source: RefSeq, a predicted model, not a curated record
UGUCAGAGCAGCGGGCUGGGCGAGUCUUCACUGCAGACAUCGUCGAAAUGCAGCCGAGAUGCGCAUCAAUAUAACAAGGAACCCAGACACUGACACUUCUGCUACCGCUUUAUCAGUAACCAGCCUGUGACUACGGAGAUCAACACUUCAGGAAAGCCAGCAUACACAAACAAGCUCUUGUGAGAGAGGGGUUUUGGUGUCUGGUCCAAGUUCUCCUGCUCUUCACCCUCUGCCCCUUUAUUCCAAACUCCGUCCUCAGCCCUGACGUGCAGACACCAUGUCGGGGAAGGAGCGCAGCCCCCGCCAUCGGCCAUGGUCGGUCUACCGGGCCAACACGUUUGAUCUCUCAGCCGAGAUGAUGGGGCUGACUCUUGCAGGCAACAGUCAGGAUCCAGACGAGCCUGUGCUGGAGUUUAGUCUGGCCUGCAGCGAGCUGGUGACUCCAGCUCUGGACCGGAAGCCCACCAGCUUUGUGGCAGUCAGCUGCACCACUCCACCUCAGGCCUUCUGGACCAAGCAUGCUCAAACAGAGAUAAUUGAGGGCACAAGUAACCCCAUCUUCCUCAGCAGUAUUGCAUUUUUCCAAGAUUCCAUGAUUACUCAGCAGACUCAGGUCAAGCUCUCGGUGUACGAUGUGAAGGACCGUUCCCAGGGAACGAUGUACAUGUUAGGUUCUGCCAUGUUUUCUGUGAAGGAGCUGCUACAGGAUAAACACCACCGACUGCACUUGACUCUCAGGUCAGCGGACAGUGAACGCGUGGGCAACAUCACCAUCAUUGCCUGGCAGAUAGAGGAGAAGCGGGACCAGAGGGCUCCAGUUGCUAGGUUACAGAGAGGAGACACCGUCAAUGGAAGGAUGGUGCUUCUAGUUGAUGAAAGCCUGACUGAAUCCAUGGGCAUCAAAUCCAAAUCUGCCUCUCUGUGUAAAGACGCACUGCUGAAGGCUGUGUUUGGAGGGGUCAUGUCGCGGAUGUACCGUUUCCCCACCACGGAUGGCAACCACCUGCGUAUCCUGGAGCAGAUGGCGGAGAGCGUCCUCUCCCUGCAAAUUCCUCGACAGUUUGUCAAACUGCUGCUGGAGGAGGACGCUGUCAGAGUGUGUGAGCUGGAGGAGCUGGGGGAGCUUUCACCUUACUGGGAGAACUUGAGGAGGGAGAUUAUCGCUCAGUACCAGACCAUCAUCCUCACCUACCAAGAGACCAUCAGCGACCUGCAUGAAUACAAAGGUCCGUCAUUUAAGUCCAGCACUUUGAAAGCAGAGAAGAAGUUGGAGUUUAUUCCUACUAACCUGCACAUCCAGAGAAUGAGAGUACAGGGAGAGUCUGGCUAUGACCGGACGUAUGAUGUAGUGACCAUCGGUGCUCCUGCAGCACAUCAUCAAGGCUUUAAGGGCUGCGGCCUCCGAAAACUGCUCCACAAGCUAGACGAAGCCAGGAAACAUGCUUAUGGGGACGAGAGCAGUGUGGGCUCUGGCUCAAAAGCGGUGGCGUUCCUGCCUCAGGAUGUGGUGAAGGCAAAGGAGCUGAUUGGUCAGAUUAACACUCUGAAGACUCAAGUGUGUUACUACACUGAACGCCUGUCCCGCGCCGCCAAGGAGCGCUCAGCCAAUGCUCUGGAGAGAACGCUGGCCAUCCUGACAGAGAAGACCCGUCAGCUGGUGACAGUGUGCGACUCCAAGCUCCUGUCGUCAGCCAUCUUGGCUCUGGCUGCCGCCCGUCCAGAGUUCACUCAGCAAGGCACCCCGUCCCCCUCCUCAUCCUCCCUCUCACCCUCCUCUCGCUCCCCAUCCCGCUCCCCCUCCCGCCACCCAACCUCCCCAUCUCGCCCCGCCACCUCACCCUCUCGCCACGCGGCUCCUCCAGAGGGUAGUGAAGGGAGCAAAAGCAAGCGCACCUCCUUGCAAGCUGACUGGCAUGAGGAGGAAUGGGAGAAGGUUUGGCUCAAUGUUGACAAGAGUCUGGAGUGUGUGAUCCAGAGGGUGGACAGGCUGCUGCAGAGAGACAAACUCCAGAGCGACAGCAGCUCUGAAGAUGUUUUCCUGCUCGCCAACGAGGAGCCGACCACCGCUAGUAAGAAAGAUACCAGCCCAGAGGUCGAAAAGACUUCCCCGGGUGAGUGGAGCGAGGCUCUGUACCCUCUCCUCACCACGCUGACAGACUGUGUGUCUCUGAUGAGCGACAAGGCCAAGAAGGCCAUGGUGUUUCUCCUGAUGCAGGACAGCGCCCCCACCAUCGCCAUGACGAUCACCCUGCAGUAUCGCCGGGACGUCGUUUUCUGCCAGACGCUGACGGCUCUGAUCUGCGGCUUCGUCAUCAAGCUGAGGAACUGUCUCUGUGACAGCGGCUUCCUCAGGCAGCUGCACACUAUUGGCCUCCUGGUGCAGUAUGAAGGCCUACUCAGCACCUAUGGCGAGGAGCUGGCUAUGCUAGAGGACAUGUGUGUUGGAGUGAUGGAUCUGAGGAAUGUCACCUUUAAAGUUACCCAAGCUACUUCGGCUUUUGGUCCAGACAUGCUGCCAGUCAUCACUGGAAACAGGAGCGGCUUUAAUGUCAGGGUCCCGAUGCCAGGGGUGAUGUUUGACACGCUGCCACGGGAGAUCCAGAACGGGAUGCUGCUGCGAGUGCAGCCAGUCCUGUUUAAUGUGGGGAUCAACGAACAGCAAACGCUGGCUGAGAAGUUUGGAGACACGUCGCUCCAAGAGGUGAUCAACAUGGAGAGCAUGACUCGCCUCAGCUCAUACUACGACCAGUUUAAAGAAGUCCUGCCAGAAGACUGCCUCCCUCGCACCCGUAGCACCACCAGUCUGCCUGAGCUGCUCAAGCUGCUGAGCCAGAAUGUCAGUGCCAAGAAAAGCAAGAAUGUGGAGAUUCUUUGGCAGGCAGCCGAGGUGUGUCGUCGUCUGAACGGAGUGCGUUUCACCAGCUGUAAGAGUGCAAAGGACCGCACGGCCAUGUCUCUGACCCUGGAGCAGUGUCAGAUCCUCCAGCAGGAGCAUGCGCUGGCCCCACAGGUCUUCUGCCAGGCCCUGGACUGUAUGCGCAGUGAGGGCUGCAGGAGAGAGAACACCAUGAAGAACGUGGGCUGCCGUAAAUAUGCCUUUAACUCCCUCCAGCUGAAGGCCUUCCCAAAACAAUACCGCCCCCCAGAGGGGACAUAUGGAAAAGUGGAGACCUAG